UCUCGUCUCCGUUCACCCCCGUCGUUCCCUUGGGUUUGACCCUCUCAACCUCUCCCUCCUCUGUCUUCUCCUUUUCUCUAUAGCCUCUGUCCGCUUCUACCUUCACUCUUCCUUCUUAACCUUCUCACACUCCAUUCUCUCCUUCCCCAUCUCUUUUCCGGUAUCUGUGAUCUUCCUGCUUGUUUUGAGCUCCCUCUGUUCUCAUUGUUUCAGAUAACUGCCUCUUCUUAUUCGAUAUUUUAAACCAAGAAUUAGUCUGGAGAGGUUUAUAACUCACUGACCUUGGAGACCGCGAGAGAGGGGAGAGACGCCUACAAGUUCUCUGCUUGCUCUCCUCAUAUCACUUGAAGGCUUUCCCCCAAUCUCUUCUCUCUUCCUCUCCAUGUCUCCAAAUUAUUGUUAUGAGGCGGCAUAAAAGGGUGUUUCCUCUGAGGAUCAUUUUCGGCUUUUAGGCAUUUUCUUGGUUUUGGUACAAAUCUUUACCAUACAAACGACAGGGAAGAAAGAGAUACAUGGCUGGUAGCAAUGAAGUCAACCUCAAUGAAUCCAAGAGUGUCGUUCCGUUGAAUACUUGGGUUCUUAUUUCCAAUUUCAAGCUGGCCUACAAUCUACUUAGACGCGCUGAUGGAACCUUCAACCGCGAGUUGGCCGAGUUCCUUGACCGGAAGGUGCCCCCUAAUGCAAUUCCAGUGGACGGGGUAUUCUCUUUUGACCAUGUUGAUAGAAACACCGGCCUCUUCAAUCGGGUGUAUCAACCAGCUCCAGAACAUGAGUCUCAGUGGGGUAUUAUAGAGCUUGAAAAGCCCCUGAGCACGACCAAGAUCGUCCCCGUCGUAAUUUUCUUCCACGGUGGAAGCUUCUCUCAUUCCUCUGCUAAUAGUGCGAUCUACGACACUUUUUGCCGGCGUCUCGUCAACAUUUGCAAGGCGGUUGUGGUCUCUGUGAACUACCGCCGAUCACCGGAACAUCGAUAUCCGUGCGCAUACGAUGAUGGAUGGGCUGCACUUAAAUGGGUUAAAUCAAGAACGUGGCUUCAGAGCGGAAAGGAUUCCAAGGUUCAUGUAUACUUGGCCGGCGACAGUUCAGGCGGUAACAUCGUUCACCAUGUGGCGGCGAGGGCUGCCGAGGCUGAUAUUGAAGUGCUGGGUAAUAUCCUGCUUCAUCCGUUGUUUGGAGGGCAGAAGCGCACAGAGUCGGAGAAGAGACUUGAUGGGAAGUACUUCGUGAGAUUACAAGACCGUGAUUGGUAUUGGCGAGCUUUUCUCCCAGAAGGGGAAGACAGAGAUCAUCCAGCAUGUAAUCCAUUUGGCCCUAGAGGGAAAAGCCUUGUAGGACUCAAGUUCCCGAAAAGUCUUGUUUGUGUGGCUGGUUUGGAUCUUGUCCAAGAUUGGCAACUUGCAUAUGUGGAAGGUCUCGAGAAUUCUGGCCACGAUGUUAAACUACUUUACCUGAAGGAGGCCACAAUCGGGUUCUACUUCUUGCCAAACAAUGAUCACUUCUAUUGCCUUAUGGAGGAGAUAAACCACUUCGUGAAUUCUAACUGUUAAUACACUAGUAGCACUUUCCACUGCUGCUGCUACCACUUAACCUUACCUGAAGAAGGCUAUACAUGACGAAAGCUUGACCAUUUCCCUUGGGUUCUUUUUCUUUCUAUUUUUGUAUCCGCUUUUUGCACUUCCCCUGCUUUAUAGUGGUGAUGUGUAGUUAUAAAAUUGUGUAGCAUUACGUCUUACUUACUGUCAUAACAUCUGUGGUGGUCAACUAUUAAGAGUUCUGUUACUCCUUUGAAGGGUAGCGCCUGUUUCAGCGAGCGUGCUUCAAGUACCAGAACUCUUUUCAUUUGUUGGGUUUGGCUGAACCACCGUAUACGAGGCUUACCCCAUUUUUAACACUUUGACCUCAUCAACAGGAGGGAAGAUGGAGGGUAUGGCUUCAUUGAUCACGUUGAAGUAAAUGCAUCUCUGUGGCAGCACAUUCAUUUUUGAAUGUGAACUGCAGCAGGUCCCUUUCUGUUAAUGAACUUGUAUGUAAAAUACCUCUGUUCUAUUUAUAUAUAAAUGUUGCCUGUUUGCCCUUGUUUCAGUUGAAGCUAGUGCAUUAAUUUUUCUCUGUUGCACUUGCAUCGCGCUCUAUAGUUAAUGGCCAAAAAUGGCACAACGAAGCUUUGAGUUGUGACUGACACAGGGAAGGAUCACUAUCAACAGUCACUAAGGUUCUGAAUCGUUAAUGCUCUCUUUACAUCUCAGUUAGGCAUGAAACAUGAGAGUCGCCUGAAAAUUGGUGCCAAGAAAAGCGCUAGUUGGAAAAGGUGAAAAGAUUAUAGUUUGUGUUUGCCUAGUCAUUAGUCACAAAGGAAUGAGCUUAGAGACUUGGCGAAGAGGACCAUCCUGGUUGCAAAAGACGAACCCCAUCCACUGAAAACUUGAACAGGAAGAAUGAUUGGCAGGAGUUUGAAUCAUGAUCAUGAACUCGGCUGUCUUUCAACAUCAAAUUGAUUAAUUCCUGUCACCCCCGUAUUGCAUGUUCUAGAUAGGUCUGUUUUGGAGCCUGGGGAAACAGCAAAAACAGGAAUUUGGAUUUGUUUUGAUGGGAGGAACUAUUUUACUAGUAGUUGGGAACUUUGGAUGUAUUCUUGGCCUCUGGGACCACUUUUAGGGCACCCACAAGCGCCCAAAACUUGGAAUUAAAAUAUUAAUCUUGUUGGGAUUGCUUUGAAGUGCUUCGUAGUCACUGAGUGGCAAGAACAGCUAAGCUUGGACAAGGACAUGGAACCCUGUCUUUUGUUGACUUUCUUAGCCCUCCCUUUAAAAAUAUUUUAUCCUUUUGUUGUUUUGUUUUGAAUCAGAGUGAUUGGGUAUUAUUAGGAUUUUGUUUGAAGCUUAAUAAAACCUUUCUUGUGCA
Prosopis cineraria is the source of this 2901-nucleotide messenger RNA. RefSeq names its product gibberellin receptor GID1B-like. Bases 513 to 1547 code for a protein of 344 amino acids. NCBI's taxonomy places the organism in Eukaryota, Viridiplantae, Streptophyta, Magnoliopsida, Fabales, Fabaceae. The transcript has 2 exons. Gene Ontology annotation, molecular function: hydrolase activity; gibberellin binding. Gene Ontology annotation, cellular component: cytoplasm; nucleus. Gene Ontology annotation, biological process: raffinose family oligosaccharide biosynthetic process; floral organ morphogenesis; positive regulation of gibberellic acid mediated signaling pathway. The record is from RefSeq and is a predicted model, not a curated record.